Molecule: messenger RNA, 756 nt
Organism: Knipowitschia caucasica
Lineage: Eukaryota; Metazoa; Chordata; Actinopteri; Gobiiformes; Gobiidae
Source: the annotation of a GenBank genome assembly
AUGUGUGUUUCUGUGCAGUGGGAACCAGUGCCGUAUUUCAACAACAAAAUCAUCUGUGAUCUGGUGGAGGCCAAGCACCAGGGGAUCAUCUCUCUGCUGGAUGAGGAAUGCUUGCGUCCAGGAGAAGCCACAGACCUCACGUUCCUAGAAAAGAUGGAGGAAGAGAUCGGAGACCACCCUCACUUCGUCACACACAAACUGGCCAAUCCCAAGACCAGAAAGACCCUGGAACGAGGAGACUUCAGACUCCUGCACUACGCUGGAGAGGUCACCUACUGUGUCGUAGGAUUCUUGGACAAAAAUAAUGACCUGUUGUAUCGCACUGGAAAAGAGGUCAUGCGUCAGUCCUCCAAUGCCGUUAUCAAGCUCUGUUUCCCUGACACUGAACCCGACACCAAAAGGAGACCAGAGACGGUUGUGACCCAGUUUAAAGUCAGUCUGGUGGGUCUGACUGAGAUCCUCAUGUCCAAAGAGCCCUGGUACGUCCGCUGCAUCAAACCCAACGAAUCCAAACAACCAGGCCGCUUUGAUGACGUGCUGGUGCGACAUCAGGUCAAAUACCUGGGUCUGAUGGAACAUCUGAGGGUGAGGAGGGCGGGGUUCGCCUAUCGACGCAAAUUCGAGAUCUUCCUUCAGAGAUACAAGGCGCUGUGUCCUGAGACGUGGCCGAACUGGAGGGGGUCAGCGGGGGAGGGGGUGCGGCGCCUCGUCAGACACCUGGGAUACACUCCUGACGACUACAAGAUGGGCAGGUGA